Messenger RNA from Mollisia scopiformis, 2094 nucleotides. RefSeq lists its product as uncharacterized. Bases 203 to 1828 code for a protein of 541 amino acids. The record is from RefSeq and is a predicted model, not a curated record. NCBI's taxonomy places the organism in Eukaryota, Fungi, Ascomycota, Leotiomycetes, Helotiales, Mollisiaceae. The transcript has 11 exons.
AGCUUUCACUUUGUCUUUUGAAUCAGGAACGAUUCUUCAAGUCUCCGUUCGAAAAGUCUGAACCUUAAGUAAUCCCCCGUGUCAAUUGACCUGUCUUGUUCAAGGAGCAUUGCAAGCCCAUAAUCAAGCAUUGGCGGCCAUCUAUAAUUCUUUGCUGUAUCUCCACCAAAUUUUACAAGGUAGACACAAAGAUCUUGUUGAGAUGUCGCAACCGGCAAUCUCAUCAACGUCGGCAGUGCAACAAACUUCGUCGGCACCAUCCCGAGACCGUCUUGUGAUUGCUAUUGACUAUGGCACGAUUGAUACUGCUGUAGCGUUUGGUCUUACUCAGACAGACAUCGCCAAUCUCGACGAAUUGGAAGUUGUAGAGAAGUGGCCAGCAGGGCUGUCAUCAAGAGUUCCCAGUGCCAUCUCGUAUUCCCCAACGGCUGACAUGUCGCAACAACAGUGGGGCUUUAGCGUCAGUGAAGAUGCAAUUGUGUACACUAGAACGAAAUUGGACUUGGACAUAUCGUCAAAGGAACAUAUGUUAGGCCGGAUAUCCGAUUUUCUGGAUGGAGCAUCCGACCUUCGCUUUGAAGCUGUGCUCCGAGCGAGGGGAUAUCCUGAACACAGUUGGAAGGAUGCUCAAGACAUGGUUUCGGAUUACUUUCGCCAAGUUUUCCAUGUUGUGUUCGAAGAGCUAGCCUAUAUGGGCGGUCAUCUAGCUCAAGUCGCUGUUGACAUCGUUAUCACUACGCCUGCACAACAAUGGUCAUACAAGGGCGAGAAUUCUCUUUUCCGAGCAGUGAGAGAAGCUGGCUUCAAUAACGAAAGCUUUCCGUCCUUGGGGGAUACAAUCAUUGUUGCCGAGUCCGACGCGGCAGCGAUUUGGUCGAUACGAAACAUGAGAGAGCAGCAAGGAAAUGAAAGCUUCAAGCAAGGAGAGUGCUUCAUUUUCUGCGACUGUGGUUAUGACAUCGUGGAGUCGACUACCUACAGAAUCAAAUGUUUAGAGCCCACUUUACAAAUAGAGGCUAUCAAUGAAUUGAAGAUUACACAGGGAGGUGGCAAACACAUCUAUCAGAAUUUCGAGAAGUGGCUCCAAGGAGUCAUAGGCGAGCGGUGUUUUCGACGACUGGACCCGCGUUAUGACCAGUGCUUCAGAGCAAAGGAGACAUGGCCUAAAGGCAUGAGGCAGCUAGCGGAGAGAUUUGACCAGAAACUUAGAUGCCGCCCAAGUGACGACAAAACUUUUCACAUCGAUUUGCCCCCUCCAUUGCAUCAUCUGAGCUGUGCUGACAACGUCGUUGCCGGUGAGCUUAAGAUCACGAGUAAAGAACUGAAAUCAUUUAUGAAUUCUUGGGUGACGUCAAUUAUAAAUCUCAUCGAGGGGCAGAUACAACAAACCAAUGAAGGAAAUGAUCGCAUAACGAACAUCUUGCUAGUUGGGGAUUAUUCCGAUGUCCUACAUCUUCAAAACGAAAUAGAUCUGGUCAUGCGCUCAAAGAACAUCAAGCUUCACCGCCCUUGGCUUCGGUGGGGUCAUACAGCGACUGCUCAAGGUGCAGUCGUGUAUGGCAUUGAGAAGUCCCAUCGCAGUGAUCUCUGCAUUGCUGAAUCGAGCCCACGACACUAUGGUCUGCUUCUCGACGAUGGUCCUGUGGUUAACACCACACCGGUCCAUCGGGCAGGUACUUUUACCUACCUUAUCCAGAAAGACGAUCUUCUCUUCUCAGAUAGAGUGGUAACGAAAGAAAAGAGUUUCGCAAUUAAAUUGCAUCCCGAAAAGGAAAAAGUCGCAAUGAUGAAUCUUUCAUUCAGGCAUUGCCAAAUACGCAAACGAUGAUCUGGAUGGCAAAUGGGACGGUAAACAUAUGUCUAUGCCACGAUCAUACGAGAAGAUUAGCGCCGUGCAAGUCGACCUCUCGCUGUUUCCCACCAACGACUUUCAACUUGUUGAAGUUGCUGAAGGGGAAGGAGCUCACUACCUUGCGUACUGUGUAUGCAAAGUCUCAGUACUAAGCAGCACUUUGAGUAUUGAGGUGACUUGCAAUGAAGUCCGCCUGUGUCGCAAAGUCAUUCCUAUCCCGCGAUUCUAUGAAGAUAUCCUCA